AUGGACAGUGGUUUGAAACGAUUAUGGACGCGACGGAAGACCAAAGGUCGGGAGAUCCGACACGGGGCGGAAGCAGGCAGCCUCAGAAAGAGCCAAAGCACCGAUUUGGUUGUCCUGUCUACAUACGAAAGACGCGGACGGUACACGCCGAGUGGCCAGGUUGGUCACGGCCUGUCUCCGAUCACCACCACCAGCAGCUCGGUCGAACCUGUGUCAGGAGACAAAACACAGCCGAUGCUGCUUGGUAUGUCAAGACCAGUACCUUCGCCAUCAAUCCCCGGCACCUCUGAGAGCGGAAGUCUUAUGAGCGCAGUCAAUCGCGCGGCUGCAGACGCUGGAGCCAAAGCAGAGCAAGAAUACCAUCAAUCCACAGACUCCUCUUCAAGAGGCCAACGCCAGCAAAAGGUUCCUCGGUACAUCGACAUAUUUUCGCUUUCCAAGGCCAAUGACACCAACCCAAUGCCUGGAUACAACGAAGAUGUUGCCGAGAGAAACUUGGACUUGAGCCGCGUGGCACUGGAGGGCACCCACAGGCAACUCCCUCCGUCAUCAAAGUAUGCCGAAGAAGUUGCAGCUCGCAAUGCUUAUCCGCCGCUGCGCGCGAAAAAGACCGUGAAUGCCCCCUUCCCCAGCUCUCAGCAGCACUUUGAUGAGAGCGCUCCGUCAGAUCUAUCUAGAGAUCUCUCCAGCAAAGUGAGUGACUACCUUUCAGGAUCUGCAGGGCAGCCGGACCAUUCAGAAUGGUCGAGAUUGCAGCUCUUGUCAGCGUUGCAGGAUCAGCAUUCUCGUCAAUCAAACGAAACUUCCUGGCAACCACGAUCGCCGACGCGUGAGUGGCCAACCCUCGUCCAAGCAUCUCCUGGCCCUCUGCUUGCACAUCAUGUCCACUAUGCCAAAGACUUCAACGAGAACCUAGGCGAUAGGACGAUUGCAGCAAGAUCCACAGGCCACCCCAGUCGACUAGACCAAAUUGAAGCUCUCCGCAGCUAUCAACUUUCAGCAGCAGAAUUGAUGCAGGCGAGUCGACCAGCGACUUCGCGACCGGCUACUGCGUUGUCUAUGGCUGCUGGUACGCGACGCAACGAGCAUCCUCUUCGCUCGCACUCGAGCAUGAGCAACACGUCGGUAAAGCGGGCUAUCAACUUGCCUCAUCGCACCAUCAUGGAUCUGACCGGCACUGAUUCUGACAUCUUUUCCGAGGAGCCUAGCGAGUCAGCCUACAGUUCAGCACCUGUUGUUGGACAGGAGAAAUUCGAGACAAUGCGGCCGGUGUAUGGUAACACAUUAGCCAAUCCACCCUUCAAAUCGGAUAGAGGCGAUUUAAGGACAAGUUCCAGCUUGCCUACUGAGGAGCACGGGCGUAUGCCCGAAGCACUCUCGCAAAAUCAAUCCCCUGCCCCCUCGGUUUCGGAAUUUACUGUACGCUCUACACCAACGAAAGUUCCCACAAACAGCGAACUUUCCUCCAUCAGUACUUCGGCGUCAUCGGCCGCCCACACCGGCAUCCUAAUUCAACCAAAGGAAACAACUGGUGUUUCUGGUUCGAACAAGGCCCACACGUUCGCGCACGAAUUGCCCGUCCCGUAUCCGCCCGUGGAGCAGGCGACCAGUGGUUCGCGGGACCUUCCCACAGACAGCAGCCAUAUUGCAGGGACGAGGCACAAUACUGAGCCCAGAAAGCAGACACAGCAAGAGAUCCAUGAUAAAGCUGCAGAAGUCGAUAUCUUGAGGACUGCUGAAGACGACACGCCGCAAGAUGCCAUCGACACCAAGUCGGAUUGUCCCGGAGCAGGGUUUGCAACACAGUCCCUCACGGAGGAAGUAUCGCCUCCACAGGCGCAUACUCAAACGCUCCCGGGAAGAGUUCCACCGGUUGAUUUUGUUGAACCCGGCAAAAGCUGGGGAGUGCAAUCACGAGAUUUUGCAGAUGCCUUUUCUAAACCUGGCCUUACGAGUGUCCCUGAAGACACCGAAUCAAGUGGCAGCAGUAGAGCCCAACACACGAGAACUUCUCGAUAUAGGUCUGCAAGCCAUGACCCAAAUACCGGAAGGGCAACAUUGAAUGGAGCCGAUCCAGUUAAAUUUUCACUGUAUCACUCUACUUUCAACGAGCACGAGUUUGCCCAGAAACAAGCCGACGCACGUGCAGCGCUCAUUAGGCUGCAGGAAAGUCUCAACGAGAACUUCCUCACGCAUCCCUCGCUUGCUGCGCAAUCAUCGAAGCCUGCAGCGUCAAAACAUUCAUUCUCCUACAGCGAUGGAAAGCCAGUGGCUCCGUCAACAAUUUUCGCUCAGGUCAGAGACUCUCCACCCAUCCCAGCGAAAACAAGAUUCUCGGCUGACAUGGCGACCGAGGUGGAUAGAUUUGAGAGGCCAGUGCCGAGAUCGUAUCAUAGUCUGACCACUGUACCGGAUUUUCACGAGAGUCGUCGCAAUGGCCACGCGGUUGGUGUCGACGGACGAAAGAAGAGCAAACAAAGCAACAAUGUGACGUUCGACGGCCCUGGCCCUUCGAUUGUCGACCAGGAACAAGAUGUGAAAACUCCACUUCCCAUGCCACCACCUCUACAUAUGAACGGUCGUCGACUCCAGCAACUGGACAAAAAACCUGUCCCACCGAGUCCUGGCGAGGUGUCUCUUUCCAGUUUCCCACUUCCGGUCUCCUCGCCGAGAACAACCAUGUCCUCGGAAACGACGCGAGCUGAUUCGACGGACCCGGUCAUGAGCACCACCGGCCAGUACAGAGCCCAUUCACAGCAAAGUAGCGAUGAUAGCCGUGUGCUGAGACGGCCGACGAGUCAACGGAGCCAGGCCAGCAGCACGUCGGUAUUUAUUCCUUACCACAUGAUUCCAGACCGGUCGAGUAGCAUUCGAGAUCGAUCUGUCAAGGAGGAAUAUUGA
Molecule: messenger RNA, 2901 nt
Organism: Exophiala spinifera
Lineage: Eukaryota; Fungi; Ascomycota; Eurotiomycetes; Chaetothyriales; Herpotrichiellaceae
Exons: 1
Coding region: 1-2901 (966 amino acids)
Source: RefSeq, a predicted model, not a curated record